UUUUAAAACGAAGUAUAUUAGAAAUAGAUUUGAAUAUUGUUGAAAAUCAUAAUUUUGAUAUUACGGAGAAAGUAAUCGCAAGGUAUUGCGAUACCAUCUGUGUACGUUUUCUUUUCAUUUAUUUACAGAACAAUAAUACCACUUAUUAAAAAAUGCCGCAAACGAAUGGAAUUGAAGCAUACAAAGGAGAAAUCGAUUACAAGCAUUCAUCAAGUUGUUAGAAAAACUAGAUCUGCAAUUUUUCUUUGUAACGACAGGUACUUUUCUCGAAGACACUUAUAUAAUUGAAACGACUACUUUCGCUUGUCGAUUUGAUAAAUGUCUAGUUUUCUUGGGAAUCUUUACAAGAAUGUUAAACAAUUGUUCCAUGUAUCUACACAUGAGAGGUUAUUAAAACUAACAAUUGUAUUUUUUUAAAGUAAUUUACUAAUUUGAAAAUUAAUGUAUGACUGUACACAAACAAGGAAAAUCAGAUUUAUGCAAAAAUAAAAUGAAUACGAAGUGUCGUAUUAAUGCAUGGAAAUAUUAUUUGCUUUCCUCACUGCUAAGUUUUGAAAUUUUUCGCGUCGGUCAAGUUAAUUGUCACGUAGUUGAUGGAGUAGCAUUGAAUCUUGUUGUCAAUGCUUCUACUACUUUGUUUUUCCCCUCAGCAGCAAUAAGUUUACUACUUUGCAGUAAAUCAGAUGAUCAGUUCACCUUCUCAAGGAGUCUCUCAAAAAAUGAUAUUCUUCAUAAUUAUUUAAGUUUCGAUGAUUUUCACAAUAUUGAUUUUCCUUUGCACCAAACCAUAAUUUUUCUUGAUUUAAAAUGUCCUCGAGCAUCAGAGGUUCUGCUAAAGGCAAACAACUCGGAAAUGUUUUCAGCUCCAUAUAAAUGGAUUAUACUCCAAGAUGUUGAAGACUUAAAUGGCAAUUGUACAGAUAACUGCGUGUUAGAACAAUUCAAAAGUUAUAAUAUGUAUCCCGAUAGUAAUGUCUUAAUUUUACAAAAAUUAACAAAAAAAUUUAUACGAAUUUUAUCAAUAUAUCGACCAAGUUCAGUACGAAAUAUGAUAGUUGAAAAUCUCGGACAUUGGAGUAGUACUGACGGCAUGAAGUGGUACAAUAUGAAAAUUGUUUCACAUAGAAGAAAAAACCUUCAAAAAACUCCCUUGAAGUCAAGCCUUGUGAUAACAAAUCCUGACACCCUAAAUCACUUGACUGAUUAUCAAGACAAACACAUAGAUACGAUCACAAAAUGUAAUUUUGUAUGGCUUCAUCAUCUUGUUGAUGCAAUGAAUGCAACAGUUACAUAUAGUACAGUUAAUACUUGGGGAUAUCGUGACAAAAAUGGUUCGUGGACUGGGAUGACUGGGCAGCUGAGCCGCAAGGAGAUUGAUUUCGGAGGAACGUCAAUGUUCAUCAUUGGCGACAGAUGGAACGAAGUUCAUUUUAUUCCUUUGUCCACCCCUACCCAACAAAAAUUCAUAUUUCGGCAACCGCCUCUGUCUUUCGUCAGUAAUUUGUUCACCCUACCAUUCCGUCGAUCCGUAUGGAUAGCGAUCGGUGUAUUUCUGCUGCUAAUUUUCGUAAUGCUCUUUCUUGCUAUAAAAUGGGAAUGGAGGAAAACGUACGCCGACAGAGAAUUCAGCGAAAAUGAGCCUGAGCCAACGUUGAGCGAUCAAAUCUUAUUAAUAAUAGGCGUUUGCGCACAACAAGGCUUUGGACGUAGUCCACAUACGGUGCCCUCGCGAGUAGUCCUGCUGAUGCUUUUACUGGCUGUUUUAAAUUUGUAUGCUUCGUAUUCGGCCAACAUCGUCGCUCUGCUACAAUCUACGACGAUGUCGAUAAGAACCUUGAAAGAUCUGCUGGAAAGCCCUAUAAAAUGCGGGGCCAAUGAUAUCGUUUACAACCGACAUUAUUUCAAAAUAGAAAAGGAUCCAGUGAAACGAGCUAUUAUCGAGAAGAAGAUCGAACCGAAAGGCAGUAAACCCAAUUGGAUGACUCCGGAAGAAGGGAUUGCUCAAGUGCGUCAAGGAUUCUUUGCAUUUCUCAUUGAAACUGGUCCAGGGUAUAAAAUACUUCAAGAAACUUUUGAAGAGGAUGAAAAAUGCGGAUUUCGCGAAAUGAAUUUCAUUGAUCAUUUUGAUCCGCUGUUUGCUAUCGUUAAACGCUCCCCGUUACAAGAAAUUAUAAGAGUAAAUUCGUUGAAAAUUUGGGAGUCGGGGUUGAAAUCUAGAGAAGUGUCACGUUUUUAUACUAAGCGACCAUCUUGCAACGGACGCAAUAAGUUUGUUAGUGUUGGGAUAAGUGAAUGUUAUUUUGCAUUCUACAUAAUCGGUUCCGGCAUGUUAUUUGCUAUUUUAUUAUUUCUCGUCGAAAUCAUAUGGUGGAAAAGUGAAAGAAAAUAUGCUAGUACAGUGAAUCGGCUAAAAAAGAUGCGAUCAGCUGUCGAUGCGAAGUCAGCGUGGUCGCCGUGCACUUGGGCGUAUGUGCUCACGUCGGUCUCUACGGCGCGACUUCCGUCAACGUGCAUCUGA
This is a messenger RNA of Phymastichus coffea, 2518 nucleotides long. RefSeq names its product ionotropic receptor 75a-like. The record is from RefSeq and is a predicted model, not a curated record. Gene Ontology annotation, cellular component: membrane. Bases 446 to 2518 code for a protein of 690 amino acids. The transcript has 10 exons. Lineage: Eukaryota; Metazoa; Arthropoda; Insecta; Hymenoptera; Eulophidae. Gene Ontology annotation, molecular function: ligand-gated monoatomic ion channel activity.